Molecule: messenger RNA, 2410 nt
Organism: Ostrea edulis (European flat oyster)
Lineage: Eukaryota; Metazoa; Mollusca; Bivalvia; Ostreida; Ostreidae
Product: ceroid-lipofuscinosis neuronal protein 5-like
Exons: 5
Coding region: 33-995 (320 amino acids)
Biological process (GO): lysosome organization
Cellular component (GO): lysosomal membrane; lysosome
Molecular function (GO): hydrolase activity, acting on glycosyl bonds
Source: RefSeq, a predicted model, not a curated record
ACUGCACAUGAAAUUGAUCACAUGACACAGCAAUGGCGGCGUCCAUGUACAGACAAUUCCUGUCCGUAGUUUUAUUUGCGGGGUUUUGUAUCUCUGUAUUUGGACAAUGGCCAAUUCCUUAUAGGCGUUUUAAGUACAGACCAAUUUCAAACAACUACUGCAGGGCAGGAGUGAUUCCAUUUUGCCCAAAAGGGGAGAUAGCAAGUUCAAUGCCAAAAUUUAAACCCGAUGACAAAGUCAACAUCUAUGCACUUAAAAAACCAGUGUGGCAGUUCAAGUUUGGAGACCUUCUUGGGAAAUUUCAUAUCAUGCAUGAUGCUAUCGGAAUCAGUAAUCUCAACACAGGCCUUAAUUACACCAUGGAAUGGUAUGAGUUAUUUCAGCUCUUUAACUGCACAUUCCCCCAUGUUGUGAAUGAGACAGUUCUGUGGUGUAAUCAGGGAGCAACUUGUAUCUAUGAUGGCAUCGAAAACAAACUCUGGCAGCAGAAUGGGACUCUGGAUCUUGUUGCAACAACUAAUGGUUAUGUGUUUAACCAGUUUGCAGAGUGGGUUUUAUGGGACAACACCACUGGACUUUAUUAUGAAACCUGGACAGUGAGAGACAAGCCUGAUGGAAGCCUAUGGUUCGAUUCCUUCGACUGCGCUAGUUGGGUUCUACGAGCCUUUCAAGAAUUCGGGAACCUUGGAGUGAAGUUUAACCACAGUGUAAAAUUAAACUACACCCGCAUAAACCUGUACUCGGAUAUGCCUAAAUACCUUGGAAAUGCAUCUGUAGUGCUUGCCAACAAAAGUCUGAAAACAGACAUAAUGAAAUUCUACUCCAAAUUUCAAGCCCAUGUCGCUAGCCCACUUCUUAUAGAACAUUUGAUUUCUGCUCUGCAGGAAAUAUUUAUUGAGGACAAGUUUUAUUUCUUUUAUAAUGAAGAGUAUUGGUUUCUUCCAAUGAAAUCUCCACAUGUUAAAUUAACGUAUGAAGAAAUACCUCUGCCAUGAUUGUCACGUUUUGUCUUCCAUGACUAGUAGGGACUCCUGUGCAUUUGUUGAAGUUGGACAUGUCUCUUAGUUUUUACACAUAUACUGGGGUUAUUUAUUAUGUUUUACAAUGAUUCUUUAAUUCAUAAUCAGUAAAAAUCCAAAACUAAUAAUAUGCAUCUACAUUUUGUACGUGUACAAGGGUUGGUCCACACAUUUUAUAAUUGGAGCAAAAAUUCUUCACAAUUACACACAAUUAUAUCUCUGUCUUUGCAAAAGUGUUGGAUAUAAGCAGAUAUGCAACACAAUGAUCAGCAGUCUGACAUGAAUGUUUCCAUAGAAAUCAAUGUCAUGCAGAUGAGAGGCAUUGGACUAACAACACAAAUGCAGCAGCAAAUUUGAUUUUAUGGGGAGGAAACCAGUGUAGGAUGAUGUUUGUUCUGGUUGAAUUGUAUUUGUUCGAUAUUGCUUAGUUGAGGAAGUUAAAGGGCCCUAUGGAUGCUAUUAAAUCGUAUUUUAUCAUAAAACGUAUUACCUGUAAUCUCAGAAGAUCCUAUGCAGAAAAUGGAAAUGGAGUUCAACAGUUCUUAGUAUGUAGUAUGUUUAAUUUGUGGUUAACGAGUGUUGGUGAUUGUGGUAGAGAAGACAGGCUGUCUGUUUGUGGUAUGUUUGAUUCAUGUAAAUGACAUUGCAUGAUACUGUGUCUGUUUCCAUAUUUUUAGUGGUGGUUCCUUUGAAAGAAUAUAGUGUCACUUUAAACUAACUUACACCAUUAACAUGUAUAUAUUCUCUUUCUAUGUUACCCCCUGGACCAUCAAUAAGUAAAGUUUAUGAAAUUUGGAUCAACCCUUGUACAUCUAAGUAAAUAUAUAUUUGUUUGUAUACAGUACCUAGUACUACUAACAUGUGUAUAUUGAAGUGAUUUUUUUGGUAUAAUUUUGUUAUUUAAUACUCGUGCGUAGUACCUAGGGCAUUUGUAACAUGGUAUGUGUUCAGUGGAAACAAGGAUAAUUAAGAAAUUAUUAUAUUAAUUACAUGUAAAUCAAAUGUCAGAAUGAGAAUUUGUAUGAUUACUAUUAUAUAGCCAAGUUUAGGUCAGUUUACACUCUAUGAAUUUCACAGAUUAUAAAGCGUAAACUAUCUCAAACACUUAAAAGUUUUGUCAACUCAAAUAUUUUAUCAUGCACAGCAAUAUUGUUAUAGCAACAUUUGGAAAAUAUGCAUAUUAGGAGGUAAUCGUAUGGUGUGGCUCGAUACAAACCAAUUUGUUUUGUUUCAGCUACUUUGAUGAAUGCUGAUUAACCAAUGAAGUUGCACGUUACGACUUAAAUUGAGUUACUUAAUGAUUAAGCCACCUGUGAUAUUAAUGUUUAAAUAUAUUAGCUAUUUUGUUGAUUAUUGAAUUAAUUGUGAAAAAUAAAAAAAUGAAUUUGAAA